Liolophura sinensis is the source of this 716-nucleotide messenger RNA. RefSeq lists its product as uncharacterized. Bases 190 to 534 code for a protein of 114 amino acids. The record is from RefSeq and is a predicted model, not a curated record. NCBI's taxonomy places the organism in Eukaryota, Metazoa, Mollusca, Polyplacophora, Chitonida, Chitonidae. The transcript is spliced from 4 exons.
CAGUGAGCAGAGUUAAAACAGUUCGACUGGUCACCUUCUAACAUGGCUGCAGUGGGGGUAAAUGGCAACUCUACUCCAGUGAGAAUUUCGACAACUAUAUGAAAGCCAUCGGCGUAAGUCCUGAAAUGGUGGAGAAAGGGAAGACUGCGCUGGGUGAGGCAGCCAAGCUAACGGUAGAGUUCACACAGAAUGGGGAUGACUGGACCAUCACCACUACGACACCCCUGGGGUGAAGAAGGUCGCCUUCAAACUGGGACAGGAGUUCGAGACAACCACACUGGACGGCAGACCUGUCAAGGUGGUAAUGCAGGAAGAGGGCGGAGACCUGGUGGAAGUGCAAACUGGGGACGGAUUUCAGUCACGGAAUACGAGGGUUGGGAGAGGCGACGAAAUGGUUGCAACGAUGUGCGGAGGAGGUGUCACGGCAACCAGGAAGUACAAGCGAGUCUAACCCUGUGUUUUGCCGUAGGAGUAGUCUCCCUUCACUUAUCUGCAACAGCCAAUAUCUUGACCAAACAUAUUUACUUUGCUUGACAGAGGGCGUUGUUCUACAAGUAAUCACACUACGACAGAAUUACUCUAACUAUACCAGGGCCAAGCAUUUAUACAGACAUGUAUAUGUCACAGUAGACGCAAUGAUCUUGGAGCUAAAUAAUGAAUUUGAAGGGCAUGACUUAGCGCGAAUCAACUUCAAAAACUGUUAGUUAACACCAUUU